CCCGUUGUGACUUGUGACCCCCCAUUCUCUCUCCUCUGUUACUUUUACUCCCCUAGAGAGAGAGAGAGAGAGUCAGAAGUUCAGCUUCAAACGCCAAACACGUGAACGAGAAACUGCACAGUUCUGAAUUCAUCUCUAAAAAGCUUCCAUAGUUGUAGUUGCAGCACCUCACAACACACAAAUGGCGUCUUCUUCUUCAUUAGUAGUACUACUCCUAUGCCUCUUUAAUCAUUCACUAGCAAGUUUACUAGCCGAACCAGCAAAACCACCACUCGACGACGACACAACUCCAAACACAGUCCCAGCAUUCCCAGUCCAAACCACGCCACAAAUCUGCCGUCUCGACCUCUCCGAAGAACUAUUCGGCGGCGUAAAAGAUGCAUGCGGUCGGAAUCUCGACCGCAGCCGUUGCUGCCCUGUUCUCGCCGCCUGGCUCUUCGCAGCACACGCCCGUUCCGCCCUACAGAUUGCUCCGGCAGCAUCACUUCAACAAUCCUCCGAUUUACCAUUCAUACCAGACGACUCACAAAAAUGCAUCGAUUCUCUAGAAACCUCUCUACAAAACCGCAACAUUCAUAUCGCUCAACCAAACGCCACCUGCGAUACCGCCCUCUGUUUCUGCGGUAUCCGUCUACAUCAAAUCAGUUCACUCAGCUGUCCCGCCGCCUUUAACUUAACCGCCACCCGAAACGCCACCGCCACCGCCACUCCCACCCCCACCGCCGCCGUCAGAGAACUUGAACGUAACUGCCAUAACUCUUCCUACGCCGGCUGUACCAAAUGUCUCGGUUCUUUACAGAAGUUGAAGGGUGGAAGUAAAAAUGGUGGCGACCGGGCGAGCAAGAUAUUCAGUAAGGAUUGUCAGUUGAUGGGUUUGACGUGGCUACUUGCCCGGAAUAAGACGGCGUAUAUUCCGACGGUAUCGGCGGUGCUCCGGGCAUUGAUGUAUAGUGCGCACCCACCUCAUCAAUCUAAGUGCAGUCCUGAUCAGGAAAACAUGCCACUCGCCGUCAAUUCAUUGCAAUUUGACAAGUCAGGUUCUCCGGCGACGACGACGGCGACGAUUAUUAGACAUGUUUGGUUUACAGUUUUGCCCCUUAUCUAUCUACUAAGACUACUUUGAAACACGGGCUAGAAGAGGAGCAGGAAUCUAUUUCGUCGUGAAGCUAGAUAGAGGGAGUUAUUUGUCUUUUUGGCACACUGUAAAUUUAGACAGGUCUUUUUGUACUGAUAUGCUUUUUCAAGAAAAUAUGUUUUACC
This is a messenger RNA of Impatiens glandulifera, 1260 nucleotides long. RefSeq lists its product as uncharacterized. Bases 182 to 1123 code for a protein of 313 amino acids. The record is from RefSeq and is a predicted model, not a curated record. NCBI's taxonomy places the organism in Eukaryota, Viridiplantae, Streptophyta, Magnoliopsida, Ericales, Balsaminaceae. The transcript is spliced from 2 exons.